Molecule: messenger RNA, 3396 nt
Organism: Candidozyma pseudohaemuli
Lineage: Eukaryota; Fungi; Ascomycota; Pichiomycetes; Serinales; Metschnikowiaceae
Gene: SFI1
Product: Sfi1p
Exons: 2
Coding region: 1-3396 (1131 amino acids)
Source: RefSeq, a predicted model, not a curated record
AUGGUAGAAGAUACCCAAGUCUACCACCUAGUCAGGGAUCUCCAUCUGCUUCAAGACCUACGAAAUGGAGAAGCACAAUUCCACUCACUUUUUAAAAAAGUUGUCGAAGACGUCCUACGGUUGGUUGGCUUGAAACAUAAACAUAGAAUCAAGAUAACAAUCUACACGUCCCAAUUCCCUGCCUUGACCUUGACCUGCUAUUGCAAACCUCAAAGGGCGAAUGAAAAACCGAAUAUUCAAGAAUUGGCACAGUAUGAACCACAUUCUCAUGGCUCCUCGUACUUCGAUCACCUACUACAAGCAUUAUCCACAACUUCUAUUGAUAAAGGCCGGCCUAGAUACGUCAAGGAGAGCUACACGGCAAUUGUCGAGGAGCUUUGUCGAUAUAUACAGCUGGCUCUGGAGAUAUACAGCUAUUCCAAGGACCAUUUAGCAGAGUUUCUUGGUCAGUGUUUGAUACACGAGUAUACCACAGCGAAAAACCUUGAUCGAAAGGUGGAACAAACCACAGAUGAGACACAACAGCUUGCCUCUGUGCUAGAUGAGCUACUAAACAAAAGUACGGGAUCAGAUAGUGACUCAAUUUUUGAGUACACUGUCCCUCCAGCGUCUAGGACAGGGCUUUUAAACUUCACAUGUGACGAUGAAGCGUUUAACAAGGCGUACGAAGCAGUCUUACAUCUCACACUUCUCAAAUCAGAGACUUCGGUUUACAGCAGUGUCCCCUCUUUGGUAAGAAUCUUACUACUGAUGCUCGAGAAGCAUCAUGGCAUCGAGUGUAUGGAGAUUGAGUCGUUCGAGAAUAGAGAGAAACAGCUUCAACUAUUUUAUGAAUUCUUUCUCGGCUCAGAGCAAUUGUCUGGAAUCGUACCAAGUCAGUACAUUCAGCAAGCUGAAUCGAUUUUAGAUUCCGUUGAAUUCCCAACUGAUAGUCCAUCGUUAGUCAAAGGCGAUGAGUCCGAUCACGAACUCGCUGGUAUUGCCGAGACUCUGGUCUCUGAGGGAUUUCUGCAGCACGAGUUUGGUGAAAUAUUAUCUAAUUUGAGCACCGUUGUCAACCUCCUCAACGAGUAUGACCCUCAGUUCCAUCCUCAAUUGCCUCAGAUUUUCAAACAAUAUGCCCUUCUUGUGUAUGAGCAGUAUACCGAUUUGGCUUGUUUGGCUGAUUAUAAGUAUGUUGAGGAGUUAACUAAUCUUGUCGGCCAAAUUGCCGAGUAUGAGGCGAACGAGGAUAUGAAUGGCGACCUGGUUCUAUCGAUUAUCGAUCGUCUACAUUACCAACAGGGGUUUUUGACCUCCGAAUAUCAUAAUUCAACAAUACUCAUGCGCUUGGCGAAUAGAAUCUGGUCAUCCUCCUAUGAGAUCACGAAACAAGUGUUUCGUAAGUGGAAUAAUAGAACGAUUUCUGCUAUUCAUCUCGGCUCAAAGCUUUUCCAGAAUUCACUUGAAAGAGAUCUGAAGAUCCUCAAUUCGAGGUUCAAUAUGUGGUAUAAUAAGUUCAUGAGACUGCUGAUGUUGAUAUCGCAAGCGGAGAAUUAUAGUGGCAAAAAGCUUCUUGCGAGGGUACUCAAAGAUCUCUGGAUACCAAAAUUGAUACAUGUGGGUGACUUGGAAUAUCAAUGUCAAAGGUUUGUAAUGAAGAAUAGGCUUUUCGCAUGGAGGGCUCGAACUGAAAGACGCUCUCAGAUGAAUCGCAAGCUGCGAGAGUUCUACGAUCGAAACCUUGCAGGAGCAUGUUUCAAUCAGCUCAAAGAAAAGCAUAAGCAUUACGAAGACAACGUUCGGAAAGCGCUAGCGAUCAACCGCAAAGUCGACAAAAAGUGUGACAAAAUAAUUUUGCAAAACGUUAUUCGAAAGUGGCAUAGACUGUUGGACUCUUCCAACCGCUCCGCAACUCGAAGCAUGGGAAGCACCAAGGACUUUGUUUUGAGUAAAAAAUUGAUCGCCCUUAACAAAAUCGAAACUCGACACACGUCAAGCAAACAUUUUAACAUUUGGCACAAGAAAAUGCGCUUGCUUCAAACGUACUCCAAGUGCUCUCGUGUUAAUUCCAAUAAUACGAAGGCAUUUUUCUUCCAUGGUUGGAGGAGAAGCUUUAUGUUGAAGGGCUUACAAAACGAGUGGGAAGCGAAGCAAGACCGAAAUUUCGCCCGAUCGGCACUCCAAAUUUGGUCGCAACACAAGAACCACAGGGUGCAAGCUUCUGGCUAUCAAAGAAAAAUCCUACUCGGGCGUGUAAUGAAAAACUGGAAAUUGGCUCAUAAGAAGAAGAAUUCUCGUCUUGACCUUCUGUUGGGUACCAUAUACCUUAAAGCUUGGAGAUUGAAGAUGCUAUCGAAAGAUCUCGCUGAUUCUGACUCAAAAAGGAUACUUGAGAGAGCGUUCUCGAAGUGGAAGUCCAUGAAUGUCAUUCACUCUGAGAAUGAGACACAAGCUUCUCACAUUGCCAAAUUGAGUCUUCAAAACGCUACGCUAGCUCUUUGGAAAUCAAGAAUGGACAUGCAUGAGGAGUUAAGGCUUGUUGCCCAGCUCAACUUCGAAAGACAAUACUUCUUGAGAUGGAAAGAAAAAACGUCGGAAGCCAACAAGUGUCUACAAUUAGCUGCCAACUUCCGAGAAAACGGUCUUCUGUUCAAAGAUAGGUACUCGGCGAAGCUCCACAUCAGACUUUGGCAGAAUCGAAUUGUCUCGAGAUUCGAGGCGUAUGCAAAUGAAGCUGUUGAUAACUUCCAUGAAAGGGUAAGACAUAAGCGGACUUUGUCAAUAUUUAUGAAACACUGGCAAAAUGAACGUGCCAAAAUCAGUGCAAGAAGGAAGAAAUUGAAUCUUCUACUUCAGCAGCACAAUACGGCUAGCCCAGCUCUCGCACCAGUACUCAAUCACUGGAAGGACAAGGCUCUGCGCUACCAAGAGCAUCAUGCCAUGAGUCUCGAAUUUCAUGAUGCGGUGCUCCACAAAAAAGUGAUGGUGCUCUGGUAUGAGAAACUCUUGAUAAAGUCUAACUAUCUUGAGGAACUAGCGGACGACUUAUUGAGCCAGAAGAGCUAUGCAACUUCGCUUGAGUAUCUUCAAAAAUGGAACUUAAAGUACAUCAAAACUUACAAGCGAAAUUUGCAGACGUGUACUAUGUUUCAAGAGAAAUGGAAUGCGUCUAAGGCAAGGUCGCUUUUGCAAGUGUGGAGAUUCAAGGCACUUCAUAGGGAGUACACCGAAGAGAAACAGGAGGAUGACUAUGUGGAAGCGGAUACCAGCGUCUUCUUCAGUAGUUUGUCUCCGCUUGCAAAGAAACGAGGAAGCUUUCUCGAGGGACACAGCUACUUACAUACCCCUGUGAAGAAGCAGGACGAGUCCGACAAGAUUGGAUACCAAUAUGAAAAUGACUUCAGACAAAAUUGA